Molecule: messenger RNA, 519 nt
Organism: Musa acuminata AAA Group (dessert banana)
Lineage: Eukaryota; Viridiplantae; Streptophyta; Magnoliopsida; Zingiberales; Musaceae
Product: E3 ubiquitin-protein ligase RING1-like
Exons: 2
Coding region: 1-519 (172 amino acids)
Biological process (GO): protein ubiquitination
Cellular component (GO): cytoplasm
Molecular function (GO): ubiquitin protein ligase activity
Source: RefSeq, a predicted model, not a curated record
AUGUUGCCGGGGGUGGAGUUGGCACGGAAGCGAAGAGUCCACCACCGCCACGAGGUGGGGACGCCGCCGAACCUGCCGUCGUCCGCGCGCCUUCCGUUUUCCGACCGUCUGCCUGCUGCGGCCAUGGACGAGCCGACCCUCGCCGCCCGCCUCCGUCUGGAGGAGAAGCUUCGGGGCCUUAUGGGCUCCCGACGGCCGUCUCCCUCCUCCUCUCCGCCAUCCAUCAGGUCAAAUAUAGAAGAGAUCUCGACGCUUCCCGCAGCGGCUGGCAAUAUCACAACGAGGGUAAUCGCUACUGAACUCCCUAAGCGACGGAGUAACAGUGUUGCGCUUCAGAGGACGGGCUCCAGGGCCGAUCUGUGCGCGGUGUGCCUCGACGAGGUCCAGGCGAAGCAGAGGGUCACACGGCUUCCUUGCUCCCACAAGUACCACACCGAAUGCGUGCUGCCAUGGCUGGCUGCUCAUUCGCACUGCCCAUGUUGUAGAAGCCAAGUUCCUUCGUCGGAUCAGAUCUCAUAG